This is a messenger RNA of Strongylus vulgaris, 710 nucleotides long. The record is from the annotation of a GenBank genome assembly. Lineage: Eukaryota; Metazoa; Nematoda; Chromadorea; Rhabditida; Strongylidae.
AUGCAAACAGUAAGGCUGAACAGAGCAGCGGUUGCUGCUAGUGCAGCUGUGAUGUUCAUUCUGCUCUGCGUCAUCUCCUACUUACCUUCGACACCUGCAAAUCUGCAACUCAUCAGGGCAAUUAGACCUGAGCCUGAUUUGUUGAAAGGCAACAAAAUCGUAGAGGAGGAUACUACAGCUCAUCUUCGAAUAACUACUAGAGCCCAGAGAGUGACCGCUUCUUCAGAGGACAACGAUUAUGAAACCGAAUUUCGAAGGAAGAAAGUUGUGGAGAUGAUGCAGCAUGCGUGGAGCGGCUAUAAGAAUUACUCUUGGGGAGAAAAUGAGCUGCGACCAGUAUCGAAAUCCUUCAACAAGCAGGAUAUUUUCGGUGGACGUGAGAUGCCGGCUACGAUUGUCGAUGCAGCUGAUACUCUCUUCAUAAUGGGCCUCAAGGAGGAAUACGAAGAGGCUCGCGACUAUAUUGAGAAGAACUUCGACAUGAGCAAAGCGACCGGUACACUCUCGGUGUUCGAAACAAACAUUCGCUUUUUAGGAGGUCUAUUGUCGCUUUACGCGCUUACUAAAGAAGAAUUUUACAUCAGUAAAGCGAGGAGUGUGGGAGAAGCCCUGCUGCCGGCUUUCAAGACGCCUUCAGGAAUCCCGAAGAGUAAUCUCAAUAUGAAAACCAAGCUGGCUUCGAACUACCAUUGGGCUAAUGGAGGGUAAGG